Messenger RNA from Sphaeramia orbicularis (orbiculate cardinalfish), 1098 nucleotides. Its product is annotated as DNA damage-inducible transcript 4 protein-like. The transcript is spliced from 2 exons. Gene Ontology annotation, biological process: negative regulation of TOR signaling; response to hypoxia; apoptotic process. Bases 96 to 770 code for a protein of 224 amino acids. Gene Ontology annotation, cellular component: cytoplasm. Lineage: Eukaryota; Metazoa; Chordata; Actinopteri; Kurtiformes; Apogonidae. Gene Ontology annotation, molecular function: 14-3-3 protein binding. The record is from RefSeq and is a predicted model, not a curated record.
UUUCCCAGCUGGUCUGGCACAGGGAGACCACUGUAGAAAGACACCAUAGCACUUUUUCUUUUCUUUGGUGGACACUUAGACUUUUCUUUUAAAACAUGCUCUUCGCUUGUAACAACUCUCUGAACGGCAGCUUUCCUCCAUCCCCUACGGAGGACCGGGGGUCGAACCGGCAGUCCUGGGGCAGCCUUCUGCACAGGCUGGUGGAGCUGAAGGGGCUCAACCACAGGGACCCUGCAGACCACCACUACAGCAGCUCUGAGACUGGUUCCAUAGCAGAUGUGUCCCUAUCAGAGUCUGAGAGCAGUGACUUCUUUUAUCCCCUGGAGGAGGCUCUGGCUGCAGAUGUUGAAGCCACCAUCACACAAAGCCUCAGCGAUGCCUCACACAUCCUCGACUGCUCCAAACUCAUACUACCUGACUGCCUCCUGCACAGUAUCAGCCAAGAACUGCUCCAUUUGGCUGCCAGCGAGCCCUGUGGCCUCAGAGGAGCACUCAUAGACCUGUGUGUGGACAGAGGGGACCAGGACUCAUUAUACACUGUGGAUCAAAUAGCAGUGGACGCCACUCUGGUCCCCACUUUUCAGGUGACUCUGGUGCUGAGGGUGGAGUCUGGUGGACUGUGGCCCAAAGUUCAGAAGCUUUUAUCGGGAAGCAGUUCCCCGCAGAAGCCUGUCAGACACCAGUCUUCUCUGAAAUUGAGUAGGAGCUUCAGGGCCAUCAAGAGGAAGCUGUAUUGUUCAGGGGGGGCUCUGAUUGAGGAGUGCUACUGAACAAGCACCGAUGGACUCAUUUGAACUGGAGGGUUACAAUUGCACUUGUGUCCAACAAAGAUGUAGAAUGGCACUGUAAAGAAACAGUCCUGUCUCUAUGUAUGGUGGAAUGCAUACAUUUCCCAGUUUUUGUUUGGAAAUGUGUCUGAUGGCAGCUACUCACCUAUUAGAAGGUGAUUCCACAGUGAAGACUCAGUCUUUGCUAUGAAGGUGAAAGCACACCCAUAUGUGGAUGGCACUUGUAUUUGAUAGUCAAAUAUUACACAAGUUUUGUAUAUUUAACGCCUUCAAAGACAUGAACAAAUAAAUUAUUUUUUUAUAAGCUGUG